CCAAAACCUUUCAAAAUGGGAUUGUAGUGGAUGUUAUUUACUUUGAUAAUAUGCAAUUUAGAUUCAAAGUAAGAUGGUAAUGUAAAUUAUUCCACUUUCCAACACAAGCAAUGGCAAUGGAGAAUGAUAUAAACGGGGUUAGAAUCAACCCGCCUGUUGUGGAGUUUUAUGACAGCGAACCGAAUCAAACGUACCGCGUCACUGUGUCGGUGAAAAAUGUCAGCAAAACCAGCAAAACUCUCCGUUUCUACGGACCAAACUCUAAGGUUUUUAGGAUGAAGGCCAAAAAUCCGGAAAAACCGAUUGCUCCAGGACUUGAGGUGCAAGCAAUAAUAGAAUUUGACCCCACAGAAGAAAAGGAUUAUAAGGAUCGAAUGCUUCUUGCUGUAGAUGGGGAAGGUGUUGAAAUCCCAUUGGUUGGCAUACCAUCCAAGCCAAUGCUGCAACUAGAAGGACCUGUAGACUUUGGCAAUGUGGUUGCCAGCAGUAAAGUGAUAGCCAAAGAAAUAUCAUUGUUCAAUCAUGGGACCAAAUGUGGGGAAUUCAAAAUCAAGUAUGCUGGAGAGAAACCAAUUUCCAUUAUACCAAGCAGUGGGACUGUACCUCCAAGAAGUGCACAGAGCAUUAAGAUUGAAUAUGUCACCAAGCAGUCAGGUAGCUUCCAAGAAGAGGCAAAAGUCAAACUUGAGGGUCAAGAGAGCACCCAUUUGGUUAUCCAAGGCAAUGUGGUUGAGGGUGUUCUUGAGUUGGUCUCUACCACAAAUGAAGCUCCAGUGGAGUGUGUCAAGUUUGGCCCCACCUAUUAUGGCACUGACAAAACUGAGAGUGCUUUUCUUAUCAACAAUGGUCCUGAGCCUGUUAAGUUUGUGGCAGUUUUAGAUGAAGAUGCAGUGGGACAAGAAACAGGUGUAGACUUAUCUAAGAGCACAGUGGCAUCACUUGCAAGCAAUCAUGACCCAACAGAAACUCCAUGUGGUUAUAUUAACCCACUUACUUCCUUGGUGACUGCCAUUCCUACUCAAGGAAUGCUAGGACCAUAUGAGAAGAUACCCAUUUUCUUUAGGUUUAGUCCAAGGUGGAAUCCUUCCAAGCAAGGCUACAAAAGCACAAAGAAGCCACCACCUAGGAAAGACUUUGCUCUCUUCAUGAAGAUACAGAUGAUUGGAAGUAGCAAAGGGUUUCAAAAUGAAGAUGGUAAAACAGAGAGGAGCAAUGUAGAAGGUGCUGCUUUGGAGAUUGCCUUGACAGGCACUGCUUUGCCAGUGCAGCUGGUACUUAGUCCACAGACCAAAUUUGAUUUUGAAGAAUGUCCAGUGGGUGAACAUGUUGAUGCACUUUGCAAUCUCAGAAAUGAGAAUAUGAUUCUUCCUGUAACGUACCAGUUCAAGAGAAUUGCUCACUUCAGUGCCAGGCCUCCCAAUGGUAAAAUAGGGCCUGGUCAAGCACAGGAUAUCAUAUUUUCAUUCACACCAAACCAAGUUGGUACCUUUAAGCAAAAGAUGCAGUUGGAAGUGAUUGGUCAGGUGGCAGACAAUAAGAAUCCGUUUUUGGCACAUUUGGAACCAAUUCACUGUAUGCCACUUUCCAUGGUAGGAAGAAGUGAUCCAGUUACUAUCAAAAGGGAGCCAAAGUUUAACCCAGGAAUCACUCCAAAGGUUGUUGGUGAAGUUGGCCAGUUUGUGGACACCACCUUCCAAACAGCAGAAAAACACCAACAGAGGGCAGCACUGCUCAACUCAAAAGGAACAAAGCUGCACAAAAUCAAGACAAACAGAGCAUUUGAUGAUGAAACCACCUAUGUGGCUUUUCCAAAUGACCGAGCUGGAAGCAUCAGACCAACAGAAAGACACAAAGAAUACAGGACCAUUUUCACUAAAAUGGAGCGUUACAAUUUUGUGGACCCAGACUAUGCUUACACAGAUGAGGAAACUAAGGCACUGGAAUCACACAAGCAAUAUUACGUUGACUGUGUGGAGGAGAUGAGAAAAAACAGAAUCAACAGACUGAAAACAAAGGAGUUUAUUGAAACAAACAACAAGGAGGACAUAGGGAUUAAGAUUGCAGCAGGAAUAAAACCCAAGAAACUUACACAGGAGGAAAUAAGACCAGAUACUCCACCUGCUGUACCUCCAAACACCAACUGGCAGGUGCUUAGCUCCAAACAUCUUGCUCAGUCAGAAAUGAUGGUAACUCAGAAGAAAGUCAAGGAGGGACUGAAUGCAGUGCCUAUAACACCACAAGAGAAAGCAGACUGCUCCAUGUGGCUCAGUCCACAACAAUUGCAUCAAGUUGUUAUUGGUCCACCAACAAUUGACUUUGAAGAAGUCUGUCUUAGAUCUAACAACACUAAAGACUUGAAUAUUGUGAACAAUUUGGACCAAUACAUCCAUGUUGUGGUGGAGAUUGACUGCCGUGAACUGCGUCAAACCAGUCCCUUGUCACAGGUGGUGCCUCCUAUGUCUAGGGCUAAAGUGCCCAUCAUAUUUGAAUCAAACACAAGGGGGAAAUUCCAAAGAUCUGUUGACUAUACCAUAAAUGGAUUUUACAAGAAUCAUGUGAUAGUUCUGGCUGAUGUUGUGCCUGUAGCUUUACAUCUGUCUACAAAUGAGCUUCUCCUCACACCAUCCCAAGGGCUGCCUGCUGAAGCUGGUUUCCGUGGGAUCAUCACCCUGUCCAAUGUCUUAAACUACCCAGCUGAGUUCACAUGGCAGCCCAUACUGGGGGAACUGGGCACGGCUUUCUCCAUCCGUCCUGCUACAGGGACUGUGGAUGCUUUUACAGAUCUGGACUGUGAGGUGGUGUUCCAUCCAUCCUUCAUGGCUCCUGAUGAUGGAAAGUUUGCUCUACAAGUACAUGGAGGAAAUGGGCUCCAUCUCAAGUGUAAAGCAGAGUUUGGUCCUACCAAUGUGCAGUUCAUAGAGAGAAGAGUGUUAUUUGGCCAGGUCCCUCUGCAUAUGUCCACUGUGAGGAGAGCUUUACUACACAACAACAGCCAGCACCAUGCCUACUUCCAGGUCUUGGAUCCCAACCCAUUUGAAGGCAUGAUAAUCAGCCCAGCUCAUGGAGUUGUGCCUGUGGGAGGAAAUGCUGAGUUGCUGAUUGCCCUGAUGCCACAUGCUGUGAUGAAGUUUGACACCAAGAUUCAAGUGGCCAUAAGGGGCUGGAAGACGCUGGAACUCAGGAUGGGGGGAACAGUGGAGCCACCUUGCGUGGAUAUUGACAUGAGUUCUUUCAAUCUUGGAGGGGUAUAUGUGGGAUCAUCAUCUGUGACAAAUUUCAAAGUGAAAAACAAGACACACACAGAGGCCAAGGUUGAAUUUGAUUUGUCAAGAUACACUGACUUCAAGCUCAGGUUUCCUAACAAUCAAACACCAGAGGACCUGACCUUUGAACUCCUGAACCCUGGCAUGCACACUGUGACCCUGGCUGGACAGGAGGAAGUGGAAGCUGAACUUAUCUUUACACCCACAGAGGUGGCUUCAUAUGAUUUCAUCAUCCCAGUGGUUGUGAAUGCUACAGGGGCACCUUCCCCUGCACCGACACCAUUCCCUCCAACCCCAGCACCAUCUGCCAAGAAUACCAUAGAACACAUCAUCAACCCCAAACCAAUUCAUGUCACCAUAGCAACACCAAGGCGUAAAGUGGUCGCUACAGCGCUGAGGCAGCCAUUUCAGAUAUCUCACAGUAAACUGGAGUUUACUUUCCCAAAUGGGUUCACUGACCAGGCAUUGGGCUCUGGAUUAGGACAGAACAAGGGCACUCUGUUCAUAAACAACAGUGAUAAAACUCUUAAAUGGACAGUUGAUGUUUCCUGCGAUACAAACCGAAUACUUGAUAGAGGUAUAUUCAAGUUCCUGCACAGCAGUGGCAUGCCAUACCUCAACUACCAGGACAACAAUCUCAUUGAAGGAACUCUGGAACCAGGACAGACACAGUCACUGGGAGUGCUCUUCUGCCCAAAUAAAGCAGGAAAGUAUGAAAUCCAAGUCCCAAUCAUUAUAAAUGAUGAGGAGAAACCAUAUAGUUUUCUGGAGUUGUCAGGAGAGCUCAAGUCUCCCAGAGUGUGGUUUGACCCCUUGGCCCUGGUACUGACCCCUGUACCACUGACCACUGAUGUGUCAGCUGAAUUUAAAAUCUUUGCCACUGAUUACAACAGAAAAACAGUCCUGGAUGUGGAACUACCUGAGGUUGAGUGUGAAGAUGGCAGCAGGAUUUCUCCUCUCACUGUGAUAUUUAAAGAUGGACAAGAACUCCUACCAGUGAGCACAGCAGAGAAAGCAGAUGCAGAACCAUUUGAGUUGAACUGUAAAGUGGUCUUCUCAAGUCCAAAGCCCAUUUCAUUUACUGCAGACCUAAAGUUUGUUGACUCUGAAGGAAAUAGCUUUGGCCUUCCAGUGACAGCUACAGCAGACAACAGUCUGUUUACAGCUUACCCCUUCCUAGCAUCUCACAGGUCUGACCACCUGAUUGUCUGUGAACAGGGAAGGCAUAUGCUUCUGCCACGUAAACGUUUGAUGAAGGGCACUAUACUUAAAGGUCAGAAAACUGAGUCUAAGGAGAGCUUGAAUGUAGGAGAGGCAGUGUUUGUGCCAGUCAGCACUCCCCACACUGCCAGCAGACCCAGCACUAGUGCCACUAGCUCCAACUUUGAGGUGUCCUCUUCCAGUUAUGAGGAUUCUACACAGUCACUAACAGAAACCAACGAAGGUGCCAGUUCCCCAAGAGAGGGCGCUAUGGUCAAGUUGGCAUCAGACUCCAGUCGCCAUAGCAAAGGACGUGGCAUUGCUUCCAGGUCUCUAGGAUCAGCCAUGUUCCCUGAUGAAGAUACUGAGGAAGGAUUAUUUUACUCUGAAGUAUUGUUAGCUGUACAGAGAUGGUUCUCAUCACAGGGAUGGCCUGGGGGACCAUAUCCUAUUGUCAUUCCAUACUCUUUGAGAGCUGGUGUUGCCAAGAACCAGAAAGACACUGGUGGUAACAGGAAAGGUGCUGGUAGUUGGGAUGCACAGAACCUGAGGAAGGAAAUCAAGACAAUCUAUGACAUGAUAGGACACCUGGCUGGGCGUCCUGUCCCUGGUAUUCCCAUCAAUGCCCCUCUGCCCUCUGACCCCACAGAGAGAGCACUGCAAGUACACUGGCAGCAUUCAACACUCCUCACAUUCCUCAAGAGCCAGGGCGCUAGUGUAGCCUCAAUCAAGCCUGAGUACCUGAUGACCCCUGGGGACUACAAGCACUGGAUCCAAGUACAGAAACAGAUGAAAGCUCAGGAGAUGUCUGGACAGGAUGAAGACCAGAUAAAUUCAGGUCCCAGGACAGAAAAUGAAGAAAUGCUGGAGGACCAGCUGUUUGAAGCUGUGUCCAAGAGAGCUUGGACUGAUUUGAUGCUGCAACUGCUCAAGACCCUUGUACUGUCACGGAUCACCCCACGUCAGUUCCGCACCAUGCAGGCACCAGACAAGCACCAUGCCUUGCCGACUGUGAACCCAGACCCUCUAUCCAGCAAUGUGUACUGUGUGGGAGAGAGGAUUGUACUGGCAUGGUUGAACCACUGCUAUGAGCAGUAUAGGCACCAUAUCUGGGAUGGUUCACCAAAAGGUGGAGUUCCACCAUCUAGAUGGAUUGUCAACUUUGACUUUGACUUGCUAGAUGGCCUUGUCCUUGGAGCAUGUCUGGGAGCAUAUGUACCCUUUUUGAUCAAGACCCACCUGCAAGGGAUGUACAGCUGUCCUACUACAGCAGAACAGUGUCUACACAAUGCUCUCAAAGUGGUCAAUGCCAUCAAGUACAUUGGACUGGACUAUGACAUACAAGCCAUUGAUAUCACAGAUCCCAAUCCUAUCAAUUUGUUGCUGCUGUGUAUACAUUUGUACCAGAAGCUGCCUCACUAUCUGCCAAAGAGCAGCAUUGAAUUCACUGGAAGUCUGCACUCCACAGUCAUGAGACAGAUCCGGUUGAGCAACCCCAGUGCCAAGCCUCUGACAUACCAGUGCUUAAUGGCUGGGAGGGAUGCCAGAGACUUCAACAUUCCCAAGGGAGAUGUGGUCACCAUUCCACCCAAGAGUAACCUAAGCUUGGCCAUCAACUUCACCAGCCGCUUUUUAAGACCCACAGAAGCUAUGUUGGUACUGGUGGGGAGGAGAGCAGGGUCAUCUGUUGGUUCCACACUGGUCUUCAACUUACAGACACAGGUCAACAAUAUUUCACCAAAGUCGACUUUGAAGUGCUCUUCCAACUGCUACGAGCUACAUAAGAUCACCUUAAAAGUCACCAACCCAUUUAAUGAAGCAGGAGAAUUCAGAGUUGUCCUAGUUGAAGCUAAGGGAGACAUCCUAGGCCAGGACAAACACAGGGAGCUGAUGAAACCAAAAAAGAAGAAGGUCAAGAAAAUCAAGUCCAGGACAGAUCAUGGGCAGACUCGUCCAGAGACUCCGCCUACGCCAGAAGAAGAGGAGCCAGAGCCAGUACCUGUGAAAGAAGAGACAAAGGAAAAUGUGGAUCCAGUCACUAUGAUGAGUGCCUACUACUCUCCAUAUCCCACUAUCUUCUUGGGUUCUAAAAGCACAGGAGAAGUGGAGCUGCAUUUCCUCCCCUUCCACACUGGAGUACGGCAGUGCUCUGUCAUCUUUAUCAAUGAGAACAUUGGAGAGUUUUUAUACUCUGUUGAGGCUGAGGCAGAGCUACCAUUACCUUCUUCAUUGCCAUUCAAGCCAUCUCUUCACAGUGUGCGCAUAAGUAGUGCAGCUGCAGCAGGCCGAGGACGUGGUAUGUUUGGUGGUGAUGAUGAUGUGAUCUACUGGAAGUGUGAAGCCAACCAAUCUCUCACUGAAACAAUCUCUGUACCAGUCACUAAUGCUGCUAGAGAAAAGGCACUGGUCAUUGCUGGACAACAGCACAUGUCGGAGCUUGAGAUUCAGAGAAGAAAGACUACUGGUACACUGGCCACUGGUACAGUGACAGCACGGGCAUUUGACCUUCUGUCCACCUCUGGGGUACCUGCUGUCAGACACCCUCCGCCACAAAGUCCUGAAGGUACAGUAUUCACAGUGGAGAUAGACUCCCCUUACUUUGCUGCUCCAGCCACACUAACCCUGCCAAACCCAUUGUAUCGUAAAGCAAGGACAGCCAUGGAUGACCCUACCAAGGCACCUCGCAACACAGGCAGGUCACCAGCAGGUUUACAUGGAAAGACUGGGGUUGUCCUGGAUGAAGGCAGCGUGGAGCUCCCUAUUACCUUUGCUCCCUCCUCCCCUGGUCACUACCCAUGCCGUGUGGUCCUCAAGUCUCAGGAUGAUAUCAGAGUGUAUAGAAUAGAAUGCACAGUGAACCCAGAGGGCAGCAAUGCAGAGCUAGAGUUCACAGCACCAGUGCACCAGUCCAUUAUGCAGGACAUUCCUAUCAUCAACCAGACCCAUCAUGACUGGCCCCUAGAGGCCAAUAUAGAUGGGAUGGGGUUCUGUGGGCCACCCACACUGCUGGCCAAGGCCUGCCAGACCUCAUAUUACCCACUCAUGUUCAGACCACAAUAUGAAUCAGAGGUGGAGGGUCUGCUGAUAUUGAAGAACAAGUCAGAUGGCACAGAGCAUUCAUUCCACCUCAGGGGCCAUGCUAAGAAACCUCUGCCACUGGACCAUGUGGUCAUCCAGGGAGAGGUGAAGCAGACAACUGAAAAAACAGUCCAAGUUCCCAAUGUUACUCGAAAGAAGCUCACAUACAGGGUUCAAACUGACCUUCCAUUUGUAAGUGGUGGUCAAGCCUUGACCAUCUUGCCUGGCCAGACUGGUAACUACAAUAUCAGUGUAUGUCCACUCAAGAGAGGGAGAUUCAAGGGUGUCCUGGCUUUUGUAGCUGGAAGAAAUCCAAUCACUGAAGUGGACAGUGAUGGUGAUGAAGAGCCUGGGUCUGAGGCAGAAAAUGAGGAGUACCAUGGUUACACAGUCUGGUAUUCUGUGGACAUGCAUGUCAAACCUGCUGCACCUGAGAAGACACUGGAGCUGGGAUGUGCAUGUCAGAAAUCAUCAAUACUGGAGGUGGGAGUGAGGAACCCCACAGACAAGGAGAUCAACCUUGAUGUGACCAUAGAGGGUCCAGGCCUGUCUGGAGCAGGAGAACUACUGCUGCAACCAGGGGAGAAGAGGCUGUAUGAGCUCCAAUACUCUCCAGCUAUUAUUGGAAAGUAUCAGGGCAGCUUGAUCUUCUACAAUGAAGUGGUUGGUGAGUUCUGGUAUGAUCUGUGUCUGACUGCAGAGAGCCCCAGACCUACCACUUUGCCUCACAUGGAGUGUGAAUUGGGAAGGUGGACCAAACAAACCAUAACUCUAAACAACCCAACAGAUGAAAUACUGGAGUUAAUUCCAACCAUCUCUAACACCAACAACUUCACAUUAGAGAGGGACAACGAGAGACCUAUUUCUUUGAGACCACACACCCAAAUCAAGAUACCACUACAUUUCAUGCCUUCCAACUUGGGACAGGCAGAUCACAAUGCUAAGAUUACUUUCCACAGUGAACAGCUUGGAGAGUGGGUGUACAUAGCCUCUGGUACUGGCUUGCUCCCCCAGCCUCAGGACCCUGUAUGUGUCUACACACCAGCUGGCUCCAACUCUACACUGAUCAUCCCAUUCAGAAACCCACUGGACCAUGCUGUCAUGGUUGAUGUUACUUUGACUGAUAAAGACCAGCAGAUGGAAUUAUAUGACCAGAGCAGAGAUAUGGAGGAGCUGGAUUCACCAUUCUGUUUGCUGCUGAAGAACAAGAGUGGCAUCCGUGUGGGGCCCAAAUCCACCCUGGACAUUCCUGUGUCAUUUGCCCCAGAAGAGAUGAAGAUGUAUGAAGCUCUGUGUGUGGCUGUUAUCAGAAAGGAAGAUGGCUCCAGCUGGCAUUACAAUGUGCCUGAGAGUUAUAAAGGCAUCCCACUGAACAGAACCACAAGUAGUGGUAUCCGUUCUAUCCGCUGGAUAUAUCCUGUGAAUGGCAUCCCAGAGUCUCACCCCAUGGACUCCCAGGCUACAGUGGUGGAGUGCCAGGCCAGGGGGAGAAUAGAAGAGAGAUUAGAGGUGACACUGUCUGGUGUGGCACCUAGCUCAGCUGGGCCACAGAGAGGGAUUAGGGCUAGAGCUAUCACACCUAAGGGGAAGGAGCCUCAAAUACCUGAGGGAAUUGUGGUUGGAGAAGGACUCCAACCAGUGGAAGAAUUUACUUAUGAAAUCCAGUAUGAUGAUGCAGAUGACAAGGACAAUCUGAAACACUCUGUGGCCCUGAACAUGAUCAGACAAUACAGAGACAAAACAUCUGGCCUGGUAGUGCUAGUGUUUAAUAUUGUGUUUGCACCAUAUAAACAGAUGAUGCAUGAUGUAAAAUUGAUGGUGAAGAGUGUCACAGGUGGUGUGUGGAAGUUUCCUGUUCGUUUCAUUGCCACAGAGCCCCAGCCAGAUGAUGUGAUAGAAAUUGAGGCUUUAGGGCUGAACAAGGAGUCUAAUGUUGGAUUCCGUCUGACAAGUCAAACAACGCACCCAACACCAUACAAUGCAUACUUCUUGGCUGGCAGUGAUGCAGAAUUCAAAGUCUAUCCACAGAGUGGAGAGCUGCUGCCAGUGGGAAGUAAUGGCACUUUGAUAUCUGUCAGUUUCACUCCUGGACUGUAUGGAAAGCUGUAUCAAGCUAAGCUGGUAGUUCAGACCCCAGACAUGCAGUGGACCUACAGUGUCCGUGGUGUACUGCCUGAGUACACACCCCCUAGGGGAGCCUCCUCCAGACCCAUAGCAGGGCCACACCCAGACCCCAGGAGACGGGGGGAGAGAAUGAACUAUGUUAGAGAAAACCUCAAGCUUACCACCACUGCAGUGUCAUCACCAGUGAAGGGAGCUCCAAUUUUACCAAAAUCCAAGUACAUGUAAAUGAGGAACACUCAAAAACUUUUGCUUGGAGUAAAAUUGUGGACAUGAAUGAAGGAUCAGUCAAAUGGCAACCAUUCUUCAGACUGUCAAGCACUGCAUGGAAACCUGUGAUAUCAGAAUGUUGAUUGCCACCUUUGAGCCAAAAUCGAGUUGUUUUUUUUUUUGUAUAUAUAACCUGUAUAUUUUUCAUAAUGUUUUGUAGUGUUAACCUGAUUAACUUUUAAUACCGUCCCUUUAUUGUUGUCCUAAAGCAAUACCUUUUAAUAUCUUUACAGUUGUUACAUCAAAUCAUUCAGUGACAUCCGUCUUCACCUUCAAGUUGUUCAUAUAGCUUUUAUAUAUGGUAUGAAGUAAAAUGUUGUGAUUAAA
Lingula anatina is the source of this 10259-nucleotide messenger RNA. RefSeq names its product cilia- and flagella-associated protein 47. The record is from RefSeq and is a predicted model, not a curated record. NCBI's taxonomy places the organism in Eukaryota, Metazoa, Brachiopoda, Lingulata, Lingulida, Lingulidae. Gene Ontology annotation, molecular function: protein binding. Gene Ontology annotation, biological process: cilium assembly. Gene Ontology annotation, cellular component: cilium.